GCACGGAAUGCGGUCAAUUGCACGCGGCAGUGCUCUGUACACGGCCUCAGUAGCCUUUCCACCCGAGCGCAACCGACAUCGCGGCCUCGCAAGCCGAUUACAGCCGUCCACACCCGUCGCCCCCGUUACGAACGUCGCCUGCGUCACCACCAGCCGAGACGCCAAGGACGCCAGACGAAGAACGGACGAGCACCACAGGAUCGUUGCUUUGCAGAAAGCGCGGCGGAGGCACCGCCAGCAGCACCAGCAGCAGACCAGAGCAGUGGGCGCUGCGUCGGAAGGGCCAUCGAAUCGUCGCCAAUUUCUGCGGGGACCCGUCUGCCCUGCUCAAAUGAGCUGCGAACUCGACCCCCAUUGCGUAACCACGAGACCCAAUGGGAGACGCGUCCACUAGACAAUGACGGCAACGAAAGCCAUGGAGAGCGCAGCCGGGAGCGAGGGCAAUGCCACCAAGUCCGAGGGCGAGGCCAAGGCCCAAGAUCAGCGUGCGGCAGCUGCCGAUGAGGUCCACAGGACCCCGAAGAAGCGGCGCAAGGUGAACCAUGCCUGUCUCUACUGCCGUCGAUCUCACAUGACGUGCGAUCUCGCGAGGCCGUGUACCAGAUGCAUUAAACGCAACAUUGGGCACUUGUGCCAUGACGAGCCUCGUGAAAACGAAACGAGGAAAUCCAAGAGCGGUCCAUCGAAUGCGCAGGAGACCCAAUCGCAGCCGGACGUGGGACCCAGCUCCGCCAGACAAGAUGCCGGUGCCAUGAGACCUCCAUCGUUCGUCACGGCCAUGGGCAAAGGCCCGGCACAGGCGGAGAAGGCUGCACUCGAUACCGCCCCGCUAGCGGGCCGGAGUAGUAACUCUCUCCCGCUCGUGCAACCCACGCCGGUGUCCGGCAUAGCGGCCAACAGCCUGGAGGCCGCUAUGAGCGAAUUUACCGGUUUCUCCGACGCUUGGCUGGCUUCCCGGAACCACUACCACGACAUGCAUCACUUGCAUAACUUCAACCCCAGCUAUGGCAUCGCGCCCGAGGUGACGAAUGAGUUUACUCUCCUAAACGACUUUUUGCAGACAAGCCUGCUCGAUGACAGCGCGCUUCUGGCCGAUGACUCGAAGCAGGCCGAGCCUGCCUCGGGGUUCCCCCCCAACAACGCCAUGCUUCCUCCAAGUGCCACGCCGGGGGGCUCCAUGCCCGUCGCAAACGCCGAGCAAGGAAAGUCCAUUUCAAGGCCCGCGAGUACUCUGCCUGCCGACAAGACGCGCGCAUACUACCUCCAAGCAGCAGACCCGACCGGGAAUGCCACGCCGGAGGAGCGCAUGCGCCAGGUCCUCCAAGCUAAAUACGAGGCCGGGCUGCUGAAGCCCUUCAACUACGUCAAGGGAUACACCCGUCUCCAGAGCUACCUCGACACUCACGUCGCCCCGUCAUCGAAGCAGAAGAUCCUAAGACAGCUCGACCGCUUCAGACCCAAGUUUCGCGAGAAGAUGAAGGACCUAACCGACGUGGACCUGGUUUUGGUCGAGAUGUGGUUCGAGCGGACGCUGAUGGACUACGACCGUGUCUUUGCGAGUAUGGCGGUCCCGGCGUGCUGUUGGCGGCGGACGGGAGAGAUCUUUAGAGGAAAUAAGGAAAUGGCCGAGCUCAUAAAGGUGCCGGUCGAGGACUUGCGAGGGGGCAAGAUUGCAUUACACCAGAUUCUCACCGAGGAGUCGAACGUGCGGUACUGGGAAGAGUUCGGGACCAUCGCCUUUGACCCCGCGCACGACACGCUCCUUACCGCGUGCUCGCUCAAGAGUCCGAUUGACGGGGUAAACCACGUCGUCAACUGUUGUUUCUCCUUCAGGAUCCGCAGAGACGACCACAAAAUACCUGGCUCUCAGGCAACCAGCAAGUCAGCUAAGCAUAUCGAAGCAGCCGUCGGUGCUGCUCAUCCCGUUCGGAAGAUAUCCCCGAUGAACCUUGUGCUUUCCCCUUUCCCCCUUUUAGCCAUGACCACCACCAGCUCCGCAACCCCGACACCAUGGCAGAAUGCCACAACAACAUCAUCCACAAUAACAACUGACAAACUCCCCACACAAGAAUUCGCCACAAACCUCAAAACCCUCCUCUCGGCCCCGGACCCCUCCGACACGCCCCUCACCGACGACCUGGUCGCCGACAUCGCCCGCCACGUCGCCCGCCUGCACGCCUGCCAGCAGACGUACGUGCCGGGCCUGAGCGGCGACCCGGAGAUCGACGAGCUCGCGACGGCGCUGUGGAACGUGUGCACGCGCCUGGGGCGGGCUCACAAAGAAAAAGCAGAGAGGGAGCGAGAAAAAACAGAAGCGGGCGGCGGCCAGGCCGGGCGGGAAGGGGAGGAGGAGAAAGCCGGCGGAAAGAGUAAGAGCCGGAUUGGCAGGGUCGGGAGGCUGUACCUCCAUGGGAGGGUGCUCGCGUUUCAUUUGUUGGGGGUGGCGAGGCCGAGGGAGAAUGGGAGGGUUGGGGUCGUGGUGAGGUUGAUGAGGUUGGGGUUGAAGGUGGUGAGGGAUUGUAUUGCGGCGUUGGCGAGUCCGGUGCUGCAAGUGGUUGCUGAUUACAAGGGGUGGUUGCAGGAUGUGGUGGAGAGGAUACCGGAGGAGGAGGUCAAGGAGUGUCGUUGCUUGGAGGUGGAAUACUUUAUUAUGCGGACCGCUCUGUCCUGGGUGGAAGACAGGCUCGAUGUGGCGGAGCAUAUGUACACCAAAGCGGACCGUCUCCGACAGUUCCUUACCCCUGAAUACGCGGAGAGGCUGGCGGAUGUGCUUUACGAAAUCGGCAAAUCGCUGUCCGCUCGGAAUGACUUCGCCAUUGCCAUAAAGUGGUUUGAGCGGGCGAAUCAAGUCGUCAACGACCAGGAGCUCGAGCAGCUAUCCCGGGAAGGACUCGAGUUGCGUCUGGCGAUUCAGCAAGCCCUUGUUACAGCUCUUCUAGGGACCGGAACUCCCGAGGACCAUGAGAAGGCGAAGAACAUGGUGGAUUAUAUCGAGUCGGAAGCCGGCAACAAGUUCGUAGUGUCCUUGCUGAAGCUCGAACUGCUCCAGAAGACGCCCGCUGAGGUGUUUGACGGCGAAGCAUAUGCGGACAUCCUUCGACGCCUCAUCAGGGAUUUUUCCUUUUCCGACUCUGGGUUCAAACUCAUCAUGCACCACAUCCGCAAGCUGCACGACAAGAGCCCGGGCGCCGGGUGCGCGGUGCUGGACGACUUCAUCUCGGCGAUAGGCGGCGCGGAGCAAGACGGGUGGAUGGAGAAAGCGGUCAUUACGCGCAUGUGGAUGAUCACCAAUCAGCGGGAUUCUGUCGAGACGAUAAACGCCGUACAGGGGGUCCUUGGGCAUCUCGCAAGGCCAUUAAGCGCAGAAGCUGCCGUCGCGGCCCAGGCGUUGCUGUGGAAGAAGCUGGAAUCAAACUACAGCCAGGGCCAGUAUGCCCUGGCGGAAAGCUGGUGUCAGCUUUCGAUGCACAGCGUCUUCCAAAACUGUGGCCCUCGCAACACGUCCAAACUUGAAAGCCUGGAUGCCGCGGCAUCCAUCAUCCACAAGAUGUCUCCUCAGAGCUGGCAAGAGCCUAUGACGGCCUAUCUAGCGUUCAAGGUUGCCAUCCGUCUCGAGGACCGCGCCAUGGCUGAGAAAUGCCUCGACACUGUGGCUCAAGCUUCGGACCACAUCGAUUACCUCGGCGCUUGCAUCGCAGAGUCUCAAAAGACUGGCGACGUCGCCUGUGCCAUUGCGGCUCUGCGGAAGCUUCACCAGAAAUACGAGUAUAGGGAGCCGAAUCCGAUCCAUCUCCCUGCUUUGUUUCGGUGUACGAUCCGCUUGUUGAACUUGCUGGCAGACAGGCCAGGGGUGGACACAAACGGUAUCGUAGGUGACCUCUGUGAGGAGUUCGAUGCUGUCCUGUAUUCGACCAUGCGAAAGAUCGUCAACGAGAUCUGGGUUCUCGAGAGCUUCGACGCCGUCAAGCUGGCCAAGUAUACACGCUGCCUGUUCCAGGCGACGCUGCCGCUGGACGACGGGUUGGCGAUGAGAUUGCUGGAUGAGGCGUGCAGCAAGGCAAGGGAGCUGCGAGAGAGCGACGCAACUUGGCCGGAGGAAGAGCUGGAGUGGAUGGCCACCACGGCGUUCAACCACGCCAUUGACUGCUACGGCGCGCACGAAGUUGAGCGCGCGAGGGACUGGGCGACGAAAGCCAUCAACUUGGCCCACUAUUGCAAUGAUGGGAGGUUGGAAGAGAUCUUGCAGAGCAAGUACCUGCGGCUGAGCUUGGAUGGAGGGCCUUCGGGGUAG
Messenger RNA from Thermothielavioides terrestris NRRL 8126, 4291 nucleotides. RefSeq lists its product as uncharacterized. Lineage: Eukaryota; Fungi; Ascomycota; Sordariomycetes; Sordariales; Chaetomiaceae. Gene Ontology annotation, molecular function: DNA-binding transcription factor activity, RNA polymerase II-specific; zinc ion binding. The record is from RefSeq and is a predicted model, not a curated record. Gene Ontology annotation, biological process: regulation of DNA-templated transcription; regulation of synaptonemal complex assembly; meiotic cell cycle. The coding region runs from base 398 to 4291 and encodes 1297 amino acids. The transcript has 14 exons.